AUGAGCUCCUCUACGGCUACCUUGCACCCUCCAAGGCUGGCACCCAUGUUCGUUGGUACACCCAGCGUACCGGGAACUCCAGUCCAUUCCAUACAAACAAUGAGACGAAAAGCUGCUGGACAUAGUGGACCUUUGACGAAGAUUCUAGUCGCUAAUAGAGGUGAAAUCGCUAUUCGGGUCUUCAGAACUGCUCAUGAAUUGGCAAUGCACACCGUCGCGAUCUUUUCGUAUGAGGAUCGUUUAUCUGCUCAUCGUCAAAAGUCUGAUGAAGCGUACCAAGUUGGCAAAGGUCUCACACCCGUCGGUGCAUAUCUCGCACAAGACGACAUCAUCAGGAUCGCUCUGGAGCAUGGAGUCGAUAUGAUCCAUCCUGGAUACGGAUUUCUAUCCGAAAACGCCCAAUUUGCUAGGAAGGUGGAGCAAGCCGGACUUGCUUUCAUCGGACCUACCCCCGAAGUAAUUGACGGACUUGGGGAUAAGACUAAAGCGCGUACUCUAGCAAUCAAAGUGGGCGUUCCAGUUGUGCCCGGUACCCCUGGACCCGUCGACUCUUACCUUGAUGGAGAGUCUUUCAUCAAGGAGUAUGGUUUCCCUGUCAUCAUCAAAGCAGCAAUGGGAGGUGGGGGUCGUGGUAUGCGAGUAGUUCGUGAACAGUCCGACUUCAAGACAUCUUUCGAACGGGCUGUUAGUGAAGCUAAAGCAGCCUUUGGCGACGGCACCGUUUUCAUCGAGCGCUUCCUGGAGCGACCGCGUCAUAUUGAGGUUCAGCUUCUCGCGGACGCACAGGGAAACACUAUCCAUUUGUUCGAACGUGAUUGCUCUGUUCAAAGGAGGCAUCAGAAAGUUGUCGAAGUUGCUCCGGCUACGCACCUACCCGAAGAGGUUAGACAGGCCAUUCUUGCAGAUGCUAUCAAGCUCGCGAAGAGUGUCGGAUAUAGAAACGCUGGGACGGCCGAAUUCCUUGUCGACCAAAUGGGCAGACACUACUUUAUCGAGAUCAACCCCCGUAUUCAAGUUGAGCAUACUAUCACCGAGGAAAUUACUGGCAUCGACAUCGUGGCUGCACAAAUUCAAAUUGCCGCUGGUGCAACUCUUCCCCAACUGGGCCUCACGCAGGACGCCAUCACUAAACGUGGAUUCGCUAUACAAUGUCGUAUCACUACCGAAGAUGCUGCUCAGAAUUUCCAACCAGAUACGGGGAAGAUCGAGGUGUACCGUAGUGCGGGUGGAAACGGAGUACGGCUUGACGCGUCUUCCGGUUUUGCUGGAGCUCAGAUUACCCCCCACUACGAUAGCUUGUUGGUAAAGUGCACUGUCAGUGGAACCACCUAUGAAGUUGCGCGUCGAAAAAUGCUUCGUGCUCUUGUCGAAUUUCGGAUCCGUGGUGUGAAGACAAACAUCCCUUUUUUGUUUCGUCUUUUGACCCAUGACGUUUUCAUCGGCGGCAAGACCUGGACUACGUUCAUUGAUGACACUUCCGACCUGUUUAAACUUGUUCAGAGUCAGAACCGUGCUCAGAAGCUUUUAUCCUACUUGGGAGAUCUUGCUGUCAAUGGAAGCUCUAUCAAAGGUCAACUGGGCGAGCCUGGUCUCAAAGAAGAGGUUAUCAUUCCGAAGUUCCAGAACCGCGAAGAUCCUAAUGGUCCUCCUCUCGACGCCACUUUCCCUUGCGAGGUUGGAUGGCGAAACAUCAUAGUCGAGAAAGGACCUGAAGCGUUUGCCAAAGCCGUCCGUGAAUAUCCCGGCACUCUUAUCAUGGACACUACCUGGCGUGAUGCGCACCAGUCUCUUCUUGCCACUCGACUAAGAACAAUUGAUAUGGUUAACAUUGCGAAAGAGACUAGUCAUGCAUUAGCCAAUGCUUACAGCUUGGAGUGUUGGGGUGGCGCCACGUUCGAUGUUGCGAUGAGGUUCCUGUAUGAAGAUCCUUGGGAACGACUGCGUACUCUCCGUAAACUUGUACCUAACAUUCCCUUCCAAGCCCUCGUUCGUGGUGCAAACGGUGUGGGAUAUACCAGCUAUCCUGACAAUGCCAUAUACGAUUUCUCCAAGAAGGCCGUUGAGAAUGGUCUUGACAUUUUCCGAGUUUUCGAUUCGCUUAACUACAUCGAGAAUAUGCGUCUGGGUAUCGAUGCUGCAAAAAAGGCUGGCGGUGUUUGCGAAGCCGUCGUCUGUUAUAGCGGAGACGUCGCGAGUCCCAAAGAGACGAAGUAUACCCUACAAUAUUACCUUGAUUUUGUUGAUCAAUUGGUUGCAGAGGGCAUUCAUGUCCUCGGUGUGAAGGAUAUGGCUGGAUUGUUGAAGCCUGAAGCGGCUAAACUGCUCAUUGGUUCUAUUCGCAAAAAGUAUCCCGAGCUUCCUAUUCAUGUUCAUUCUCACGAUACAGCUGGUAUCGCGACUGCCAGUAUGCUUGCCUGUGCAGCGGCAGGCGCAGAUGUUGUUGAUGUUGCCAUUGAUAGUAUGUCGGGUUUGACUUCUCAACCAUCAAUGGGGGCAGUCUGUGGGGCUUUGGAGCAGACGUCCCUUGGAACCGGUAUACGAUAUGAAGAUAUACAAGCUUUGAACCUAUACUGGAGUCAAGUUCGCGUUCUGUAUGGUUGCUUCGAAGCGAAUGUUCGUGCCUCGGAUUCCAGUGUUUUCGACCACGAAAUGCCUGGCGGUCAAUAUACCAACCUGAUGUUCCAAGCUUCUCAGCUGGGCCUAGGAACACAGUGGACUGUAAUCAAGCAGAAGUAUAUCGAAGCCAACGAGCUUUGUGGUAACAUCAUCAAGGUCACUCCUUCGUCUAAGGUUGUGGGUGAUUUUGCACAAUGGAUGACCUCGAACUCUUUCUCGAAAGACGAUGUUCUACAGCGUGCAGAAUCGCUCGACUUCCCUUCUUCUGUGGUCGAGUUCUUCCAAGGUUAUCUUGGACAGCCAGUAGGAGGUUUCCCAGAGCCUCUGCGUUCUCAUGUGAUAAGGAACAAACCGAGAAUCGACGGUCGACCGGGUGCAACAAUGGAACCGUUGGAUUUCAAGAAGAUCAAGGCGGAGUUGCGCACGAAAUUUGGCAAGCACAUCACGGAUUCGGACGUAACCUCCUAUGUGAUGUAUCCAAAGGUCUUCGAAGAAUAUCAGGGCUUCAUCGAGAAAUAUGGAGAUCUCAGCGUUGUUCCCACUCGUUAUUUUUUGGGUCGUCCCGAUGUCGGCGAAGAAAUGCAUAUAUCCAUCGAAAAGGGAAAAACCUUGAUCAUCCGUCUUAUGGCCGUUGGACCUGUAGUAGAAGGACGUGCACAGCGCGAUGUUUGGUUUGAAGUGAAUGGAGAAGUCCGAGCGGUGUCUGUUGAAGACAAAAACUCCGCAGUAGAAACUGUUUCGCGGGAGAAGGCCACUACGGAUCCCGGUUCCGUGGGCGCACCGAUGUCGGGUGUCGUUGUUGAAGUGCGGGUGAAGGAGGGCCAGGAAAUCAAAAAAGGAGAUCCUGUUUGUGUCAUGAGUGCUAUGAAGAUGGAGUCUGCAAUCACAGCCCCGGUUUCUGGUCACGUGAAGCGAGUGGUUGUCCAAGAAGGUGAUUCCAUCAAUCAAGGAGAUUUGACGGUCGAAAUUGUGCAUUAA
Molecule: messenger RNA, 3594 nt
Organism: Lentinula edodes (shiitake mushroom)
Lineage: Eukaryota; Fungi; Basidiomycota; Agaricomycetes; Agaricales; Omphalotaceae
Product: pyruvate carboxylase
Exons: 26
Coding region: 1-3594 (1197 amino acids)
Biological process (GO): pyruvate metabolic process; gluconeogenesis
Cellular component (GO): cytoplasm
Molecular function (GO): metal ion binding; ATP binding; pyruvate carboxylase activity
Source: RefSeq, a predicted model, not a curated record